UUUUCAGCUGCAAUUUUAUUAGUUGCAUUACUUAUUUUAAAGUGUUUGGUUAGUUGAGUUUAGUUUUCCAAAUUGAAAUAUUAUUAGUGGGUCUUACUUUAUGGAACACAUCGAAAUGAAAGUAGAAUUAAAUUGUUUGUGACAGUGAAUAUAUAUUAAUAUUUUUGAAAAAUAUUAAUAUUAAUAACAAUAAAAUUGUUCUGUGUGAAAUAAGUCAUUGUGAUAAUAAUUAUUAAGAAAGAUAUUUUAGUUUAUUUAAAUAAGUGAGCGCAUAAAAAACCUCGUCUUUCAUCGCAUAUCAACGCAUUCAACGGGACUUGUACAAAAUUUGUAUCUAUACCACUUCGUUUGUUGUAUUUGUUUCUAUUUCGCUUUACACAAGUGUAUUAAACGCGACGCUUUCAAUUGACUUUGUCUUUUUUCCGUGAGUCGUCGUACAGUUUGGUUGUGUCUGUCGAUCGAAGUAGAGGAAAGCGGUGGUAUUAAAGUAUUUCUAUCUGAGAACACAGAAAUUUUUCUAAGUUCCAUUUUGUAAGACUUGGAAAAAUUUAGAACAUUUCUUGCGAAAGUGAAGAAAGUAUAUUAAUCAAUUAUUUUGAUAAAGAAUUGCCUGCGUGGAAGUUUUAUAAAGUGAAAUAAUGAGCGUAGAUGUGGCUCUUCCUCCUUCAAAUGAGGAUAAACCACGAAAUGUUGAAAAUGGUGUGCAAUUAAACGGUAUGAGCAAUGGACAUCAUAGCAGUAAACACAAGUCUUCCAGCAAGGAUAAGCACCGCGAUAAGGAUCGUGAUAGAGAUCACAAAUCUUCUAAGGAACAUAAAAGCAGUAGUCGGGAUAAGGAAAAACAUAGCUCUUCUAGUAGUAAGGAUAAGCAUCGUGAUAAGGACCGUGAUGGCAAACAUAGCAGUUCAAGCAGUCGCGAUAAGGAACGCGAUAAAAGUAAAUCUAGUUCUGGCCAUCAUAAGAGUUCUUCGAAGGAUAAAGAUCGCAAAGAUAGAGACCGCGAUCGCGAUCGUGAUCGCAAAGAAAGUAAAAGCUCUAGUUCAUCAAGUAAAGAUAAAUCAAGUUCAUCCAACCAUAAAUCAAGUUCGUCCAGUUCACGUGAUAAAGAUAAGGAUCGCCAUCAUAAAAGUUCAUCAUCAUCUAAACAUAAACAUUCCAGUUCAAGCUCCUCCAGCUUAAAGAGCAAUUCAUCAAACAAUGAAAAACCUAUAUAUGAUGGUGAGUUUAUUAAGCCAGAGCCUUUAUCGCAAACAAGUUCAAACGGAUAUGAUUUUCCUAUGGAAGAUGUGAAGAAACAAGAGCCGUCGCCUACAGAAGGAUAUGAUUAUUAUGAUGGCAAUCAAAAGAAUGGUUAUGAAGAAAAACCUAAUAUAAAAACAGAAAUCAAUUUUAACAUUUCACAAGCUAGCUCUUGCGAUUAUUCAUUAUCACAAUUCAGGGACGAUGAGCCUUCAUUCGUUAUUAAAAAAGAAGCAAGCUACGAUGAUGACAUUAUGAUGAAAGAAGAGGAAGAGGACGAAGAUGAUGACGUACCCUUAGCCAUGCGUAAAAGUGUUUCUACUAUAAAUGGUAUUGAAGAUGAUGAUGAUGAUGAAGAUAUACCACUAGCAAAGAGAAAAGCUGCGCCAGCUGAAUCAGAUGAUGAUGACAUACCUUUAUUAGCACGUAAGAAGAUAAAAAAAGAGCCUAAACAAGCAAAGACCAAGAAACGUCAGACUGAAGUUGAACAACCUAAACAGAAAAAAGCUAAAAAGGCUUCAGCGACUGAAAUCAAACAAGAAGUUGCUUCUCCUGUUAAACGUGGUAAAAAAGUAAAAGUCGAAGAAGAGGAAGAAGUGUGGAGAUGGUGGGAAGAAGAGAAGCGUGCUGAUGGUGUAAAAUGGAAUACAUUGGAACAUAAAGGACCUGUAUUUGCGCCAUUAUAUGAGCGUGUGCCUAAGAAUGUCCGUUUCUUUUAUAAUGGUAAACCUAUGGAAUUGUCGGAAGAAACUGAAGAAGCAGCUACAUUUUAUGCAAAAAUGUUAAAUCACGAUUAUUGUACUAAGGAUGUGUUCAAUCAAAAUUUCUUCAAAGAUUUUCGUAAAAGUAUGACGUCACACGAAAAAGAUAUCAUUAAGGAUUUUAACAAAUGUAACUUUGAAGAAAUGCACAAAUAUUUUGCUGCUGAGUCUGAAAAACGCAAAAAUGCAACCAAAGAAGAGAAACUUGCUAAAAAAUUGGAAAAUGAGGCAAUUAUAAAGGAAUAUGGUAUUUGUAUUAUAGAUGGUCAUAAAGAAAAAAUUGGCAAUUUUCGUUUGGAACCCCCUGGUCUGUUUCGUGGACGUGGAGAACAUCCAAAAAUGGGAAUGAUCAAGCGGCGCAUAAGAGCAGAAGACGUAUCUAUAAAUUGUGGUAGAGAAUCUAAGGUACCAGCCCCACCAAAAGGUCAUCGUUGGAAAGAAGUCCGCAAUGAUAAUACCGUUACAUGGCUUGCUUCCUGGAUAGAGAAUGUGCAAGGUCAGGUAAAGUACAUUAUGUUAAAUCCCUCAUCUAAGCUGAAGGGUGAAAAGGAUCAUGUGAAGUACGAAACAGCACGGCGACUAGCACAAUCAAUUGAUAAAAUACGUAGCACAUAUCGCGAUGAAUGGAAAUCAAAAGAAAUGCGUGUACGUCAACGUGCUGUCGCAUUAUACUUUAUCGAUAAACUUGCUUUGAGAGCAGGUAAUGAAAAGGAUGAAGACCAAGCCGAUACAGUGGGUUGUUGUUCUUUGCGCGUUGAACACGUACAGUUGCAUAAGGAGUUGAAUGGGAAGGAAAAUGUCGUAGUAUUCGAUUUCCUGGGUAAAGAUUCAAUUCGUUACUACAAUGAAGUAGAAGUAGAGAAACGUGUCUUUAAAAAUUUGGAACUGUUUAUGGAAAAUAAAAAAAAAGGAGAUGAUUUAUUUGAUCGCUUAAACACACAAGUUCUUAAUGAGCAUCUUAAGGAGUUAAUGGAUGGUCUCACUGCCAAAGUUUUUCGUACGUACAACGCCUCCAUUACCCUUCAGAAUCAACUUGAUCUUUUAACAGACCCUGACGCAACUGUGCCAGAAAAACUACUAGCUUAUAAUCGCGCAAAUCGUGCUGUUGCUAUACUUUGUAACCAUCAACGUUCAGUACCUAAAAGUCAUGAAAAAUCAAUGGAAAACUUAAAAGAUAAAAUACGUGUCAAACGUGAAGCUCUAGAUGACUGUGAAGCUGAAUAUAAUGAUCUUAAAAAAGCGGCAAAACGUGGUUCAGUUAAAGAAAAGGUGAUGGCAGAUAAAAAAGGAAAACAGUUGGAACGCCUUAAAGAACAACUGAAGAAAUUAGAAUUACAAGAGACUGAUAGAGAUGAAAACAAAACUAUUGCUUUAGGCACAUCUAAACUUAAUUAUCUCGACCCUCGUAUUUCAGUAGCAUGGUGCAAGAAGCACGGUGUACCCAUUGAGAAGAUUUUUAAUAAGACACAACGCAAUAAAUUUAUGUGGGCUAUACAUAUGGCCGAUGAAAACUACCGUUUUUAAAGAAAGUAAGGAAAACAUCAAUACAACCCCUAAAAUCCCACCACACUAUUUCGACGGCAACAUAAGUCCUUUACACAGGCGUACACACACAACUUAUAGGAUUAUGUGUAUACCAUAAUAACACAAUACUAGUAGAUAAUAUUAAAAAGCGAAGAUUAUUUAAUUUCUGUGUGAAAGGAACCAAAAACACUCUAUAGAUCAAUUUUUUUAUAUAAUUAUUUU
Molecule: messenger RNA, 3746 nt
Organism: Teleopsis dalmanni
Lineage: Eukaryota; Metazoa; Arthropoda; Insecta; Diptera; Diopsidae
Gene: Top1
Product: DNA topoisomerase 1
Exons: 8
Coding region: 639-3524 (961 amino acids)
Biological process (GO): DNA replication; chromosome segregation; DNA topological change
Cellular component (GO): chromosome; nucleolus
Molecular function (GO): DNA topoisomerase type I (single strand cut, ATP-independent) activity; DNA binding
Source: RefSeq, a predicted model, not a curated record